CACACCAUAACCGAUCAGCCACUGACGGACGCGCCCUGCAAGAAGUGCCAACUGAAGAUAUUCCGACUGGAUUGAAAGGUGACAGGGCACCAUGGGAGGAAAGCUCCGACACCUGCUGAUUUUCCUUCUCAUCAUCAUGAAGGAGCUCAAUGUGCCAGAAGCUGGCUGCAGCUGCGAACCAUCAUCACCGUGCAGAUGCACCAGCAUGGGCCUCACCAGCAUCCCUCAGAACCUCCCUACAUCCAUCUCCAUGUUAGACCUGGACGGUAACCAGAUAACAAGCAUUCAGGCUGGUUCUUUCACAAAUCUAACCCGGCUAAAAGCGUUGCAUCUGCACUUUAACAUGAUAACAGUGAUUGAGAAAGGCGCAUUUGCAAGUCUGUCCCGUCUAGAAACGUUGACGCUAUCCUUUAACCAGAUGACAGUGAUUAAGUCUGAUUUAUUCGUAAAUCUAAUCCGUUUAAGAGAGUUGUGGCUGGAUGGUAACCAAAUAACAAAUAUCCAACUUGGAGCACUCUGUUAUCUAUCCCAGCUACAAAUGUUGAAUCUGUGCUUUAACAAAAUAACAAAUAUUCCUUCUGGAUUGUUUUCAAAUCUACACCAGCUGCAAAGGUUGUACAUUAAGUACAACAAGAUAACAAUGAUUCAACCUUGCACAUUUGCAAAUCUGAUUCACCUUAAAGAAUUGCGUCUGGAUCACAACCAAAUAACAUCGAUUCAGUCUAGCGCAUUAACAAAUCUAACCCAACUUCAAGAAUUGAACCUAUCUUAUAAUAAGAUAACAAUGAUUGAUUCUACAUUCUUCCUUUAUCUUAUCCAUAUGCACAAACUUGUAAGUUUAAGCAUAAACCUUUAUAGGAACCCAUGGCAGUGUGAUUGUAGGAUGUUCUACGUUAGGUUACUAGUGUAUAACUGGGGAUUCGCUACAUCUGGUACAUUUAUAGACCGAAUGAUAUGUGCCCGACCCGCAAAAAUCAGUGGAGAGAAAUUAAUGGAUGCUGAUGUUGGAGAAAUGAUAUGUGAUGAAAAGCCAACCACAUCAACACCUCCUGUUGAUGUGCAAGAAACUUUAAAGGACUCCUACAAUUGUGCUGGAAGUGGCCAUGAUAGUAAUCUGAUAGGACAGGACCAGCCUCAAGCUAUUACUGAAGCCAACUUUAACACGACAGCUACUGUAGUGGCCAGUGUUCACGGUCAGCCAGGGCAGGGUCAGUACCAGGCCACCACAAAAUCUUUGGUUGUUAAAAAUCCAGUUUAUGGCCCAGAACCUACGGCCUUCAAGCUGAGUCAUCUGUACAAUGCCGAAUGUCAAGGCAAUUCUCAGGCUGACCCUUGA
Molecule: messenger RNA, 1336 nt
Organism: Branchiostoma floridae (Florida lancelet)
Lineage: Eukaryota; Metazoa; Chordata; Leptocardii; Amphioxiformes; Branchiostomatidae
Product: slit homolog 2 protein-like
Exons: 3
Coding region: 92-1336 (414 amino acids)
Molecular function (GO): protein binding
Source: RefSeq, a predicted model, not a curated record